CUUUUCUCUUUGUCCUAUCCAGCUUUCAACUUGCUUCUUCAAUUGGAAAACAGUGUUCUCAUUGUUCUUUCUCCUCCCUAACCUACUAUAUUGCCUUGGUUGUUGAUUCUGUAAUACCUUCUACCCUCUUUUGUCAUAUAUCACCUUAGACCCUUUACUUUCUAAUGUGUUGCAGUAGUCUUCAUAUACCAACCAUGAUACAAAAUUUUGACCAGCAAGACUAUGUUUCUCGGUGCAUCUGGGUGAAUGGACCUGUAAUAGUAGGGGCAGGCCCUUCAGGUCUAGCCAUCAGUGCAGGCCUUAAAAAACAGGGUGUUCCAUUUGUAGUCCUGGAGAGAGCCAACUGCAUUGCCUCCCUUUGGAAAAACCACACUUAUGACCGCCUCAAGCUUCACCUGCCCAAACAAUUCUGUCAACUGCCUUACUUCCCAUUUCCAGACAACUUCCCAGAAUACCCCACCAAAGUCCAGUUCAUUGACUAUCUUGAAUCCUAUGCAAAACAUUUUGAAAUAACCCCAAGAUUCAAUGAGUCAGUGCAGUCUGCCAAGUAUGAUGAAACUUGUGGAUUAUGGCAGGUCAAGACCAUUUCAACAAGUGGUUCAAACUGGGGUGAAGUGGAGUACAUUUGCAGGUGGCUUGUGGUUGCCACAGGAGAGAAUGCAGAGAAGGUGGUUCCAGAAUUUGAAGGGCUGCAGGACUUUGGUGGGAGUGUCAUGCAUGCUUGUGACUACAAAUCUGGCGAGAGUUAUCAAGGAAAGCGUGUACUGGUAGUGGGUUGUGGAAAUUCUGGCAUGGAGGUCUCUCUGGACCUCUGCAACCACAAAGCAAUUCCAUCAAUGGUGGUUCGGAACUCGGUUCAUGUAUUACCAAGGGAAGUCCUGGGAAGAUCAACCUUUGAAUUAGCAGUUUUGAUGAUGAAAUGGCUCCCACUUUGGCUCGUUGAUAAGAUAUUGCUAAUUAUUGCAAGGCUCUUGUUGGGUAAUAUAGAAAAAUAUGGUCUAAGAAGGCCAUCAAUGGGUCCUUUAAAGCUCAAGAACACUCAAGGAAAGACCCCAGUUUUAGAUAUUGGUGCACUAGAAAGGAUUAGAUCUGGUGAGAUCAGGGUGGUCCCCGGAAUCAAAAGAUUUUCUCGUGGCAGAGUCGAGUUUGUUAAUGGCGAAAAUCUUGAGAUGGAUUGUGUUAUUCUGGCUACUGGGUAUUGCAGCAAUGUCCCUUCAUGGCUGAAGGAUAAUGAUUUCUUUUCCGAAGAUGGAUUGCCAAAGACUCCAUUCCCAAAUGGGUGGAAAGGCAAAGCUGGGCUUUAUGCAGUUGGGUUCACUAAGAGAGGCCUGUCUGGUGCAUCUAUGGAUGCAGCUAGAGUAGCAGAUGACAUUGGCAGAAUCUGGAAAACAAAGCAGAUAAAAUGCCUUAUGAGAUGCUUUUCACAUUUCUAAUACCAUGGGGGGCAGACUCUCAACACUAGUAAAGAGUGUUCAUGAGCAUUUUGAUUUUUUUUUUUUGUGGGGGGGUGACUGAUUGAUCAAAACUUUGAUCGGUUUUGUGUAGAAAAGAAUGUAAAAACACAAGAAAGGAACAUUUGAUACAGCACAGAAAGCAGCCCUCUCCAAAAAGAGUCCCCAGUUUUGAAAAAUAAUUGGGCAUUUUUUGUAAAGAGGAAGAUGAGGCUUUUUGUUUUUCUAGUUGUCAA
This is a messenger RNA of Vitis riparia (riverbank grape), 1687 nucleotides long. Its product is annotated as probable indole-3-pyruvate monooxygenase YUCCA3. Bases 165 to 1433 code for a protein of 422 amino acids. NCBI's taxonomy places the organism in Eukaryota, Viridiplantae, Streptophyta, Magnoliopsida, Vitales, Vitaceae. Gene Ontology annotation, molecular function: NADP binding; N,N-dimethylaniline monooxygenase activity; flavin adenine dinucleotide binding. The transcript has 3 exons. The record is from RefSeq and is a predicted model, not a curated record.